Molecule: messenger RNA, 2273 nt
Organism: Triplophysa dalaica
Lineage: Eukaryota; Metazoa; Chordata; Actinopteri; Cypriniformes; Nemacheilidae
Gene: irak3
Product: interleukin-1 receptor-associated kinase 3
Exons: 13
Coding region: 144-2039 (631 amino acids)
Biological process (GO): signal transduction; protein phosphorylation
Molecular function (GO): protein kinase activity; protein binding; ATP binding
Source: RefSeq, a predicted model, not a curated record
UCAUGACAGCACAAGUACUCACUUUUGAGGAAGUGGGCGGGGUUUGGGAAUUUCCGAAUUGUAGCAACAGAUGUCUACGCACGAGCGUCAUGCAAUAGUGAUGAAACAUAUAACCAAACACAAUACACUCUAGACAGAGAACUAUGGCAGGUACAAUAAACCCCUCGAUGUUUCUCUUUGAUGUCCCCCCACUGCUUAUGCGUUCUUUUUGUAAACUGAUGGACAGUGGAGUCGACGGUCUCGGAUGGCGAGAUUUAGCUUUUCGCAUCCUUCCCAGUCUCCUGGAUGUGAGGUGCAUUGAAACGUGCUCGGCAGGAGGGAAGAGUCCCACUCAGGAGCUCAUUUGGUCUUGGGCCCAGCAAAAUAAAACGGUGGGGGAUCUGCUGAAGGUUCUGGAUCAGAUGGGUCAUGUCCGUGCUAGGAGUCUUUUUUUCCAGUCCCAAGAUUGGUGUACGCUGAGUUCAUCUUCACCUCCUAUUUAUCCCACGCAUCUUACAGACCGUGAAAAAUCUUUUAAACCAUCAGCAGUUCAUCCAGAAUUUGUGUGUGAUAAAGAUUUCCUCUCAACCUUACGUGGUAAUCUCAAUACCGUAGGUGAAAAACAGAAGUAUCUCAUCACUUUCUCAGAUGUCACAGAAGGAACAAGACAUUUUCACCAUGACUUGAAAAUCGGUGGUAGCGCUUUUGCAGAGGUCUACUGCGGAAGAUGGGGGAACCAAUCGUUUGCUGUGAAAGUAUUCAAGCAGGAAAGUAAGGCUGCUUGGAAGGGAUUGUGGGAAAAAUUCACCAAAGAGAUUGAAGUUCUACAACUCUACCAGCAUCCUCAUAUCUUGGAGCUGUGGGGCAGCUUUUCAAAGGACGAUCGAUUUUGUUUAGUGUAUCCGUACCUACAAAAUGGAUCAUUGUUUCACAGACUUCAUGAGGAGGUGAAGAGACCUCUGUCAUGGCAGGAGAGACUUAACAUCAUCAAAGGAACUGCGAAAGCUGUCCAUCAUCUACACACUGCGCAACCUUGCACGGUUAUUUGCGGAAACAUUACAAGUUCGAACAUACUCUUGGACGAGAACCUCCAGCCCAAAUUAUCUGACUUUGGAUUAGCACACCUGAGACCCCACACGGUCAACCAGAGCUGCACCAUUGUCAUGGAUACCGCCUCCCGAAGCCACCUCGGCUACCUCCCAGAGGAGUACAUUCGCGAUGGCAAGCUGUCCGUCAAACUUGACGUUUACAGCUAUGGCAUGGUUGUACUAGAGACAUGUACAGGACAGAAGGUGAAACAAGAGUCUGCAAAGACCUCGUUUUUGAGAGAUCUAGUGAGAUCAGAGUUUGAGGAGAAGGGCUGCGUGGACGCCUGUCUGCAGUUCUUGGAUCCCAAAGUGGACGAUUGGCCUCCUUCUGUUGCUCUUUGUCUGUUCCGAAUCGGCCUAGAGUGCACAAGCAGCAGAAUGCGAGUUAGGCCCGGCAUGGAUACUGUGCUUGAGAUGUUGAGCCAACUUCUUCCGAUCCCUACACCUCCUGAGGACCAACCACAUACACUGGACGAUAGGAGCGCUCUUCAGGUACCCUACAGUGCCCAUGGUCUUGCUGUAAGCAUGCCUACAGAAGACGAUGAAUUAUACAGCCCCGUGCAGGAACAUAAAGCUUGCAGAGUCAGCAGACAGUCGGGACCCUGCGAAUGCAGUCAGUCCGAGGUGACUUUCCUGAGUGUCGGAGAACGUUGCUCCGAUGAAUCUCUACUGGAAAGAGACAAUGUGUUUUCAACAGCUCAUAGUUUACAAUCAGAUGUUUCUCGUGUGGAUUUGUAUGGGAGUUUGCCUGUGGAGUGCAGCUGUACCGCUGACGCAGAAGCACAGGGAUGCGAGGACUGUUGCGCUAAUGGCUUCAAUAACUCUGUCAUAUGUGUCACCAUAGAUGACGAUGACCAGUCCUCUCAUGAUGAUAUCAGAAAUCCGGCAAAAGAGAAGAUGAGGAAUAAAAUUCACCUGUACAACCAGGGGUUGAUAAAAACAGAGGAACUUCUCUCUCUAAAGUUAGACUGAUGCACUCAACAAAUUGUUCUUACUGUAUAUUAGCUUUCCUGUAGCUCAGGUUGUGGGUUCGAUCCCAGGGGAUUGCACGUACCUAAGUAUAAAAUGUGUAGGUGACUGCAAUGUAACUUUGGAUAAAAGCAUCUGCCAAAUGUUUAAAUGUAAAUGUAAAUAUUAUUAUUAAAAUGAAUUUGAAGAGAUUUAUAAGAACUGUUGUUUAUAAUCAAUAAACAACUUUAAAGGUGA